This is a messenger RNA of Aspergillus luchuensis, 1518 nucleotides long. RefSeq lists its product as uncharacterized. Bases 1 to 1518 code for a protein of 505 amino acids. The record is from RefSeq and is a predicted model, not a curated record. The transcript has 5 exons. Gene Ontology annotation, molecular function: ATP binding; protein kinase activity. Gene Ontology annotation, biological process: spliceosomal complex assembly; regulation of mRNA processing; protein phosphorylation. Lineage: Eukaryota; Fungi; Ascomycota; Eurotiomycetes; Eurotiales; Aspergillaceae.
AUGCACAUCCAUCACCACUGUCUAAGACUGCCAAGUGUGCCAGUUCGUGCCAACCGCGCAAUAUUGUUCUCAUUAACAUCCUCAUCAAUAGCAGGCCAAGGCUUGCUACUCACCCUACAGCUUCACCUAGAAGCAAAGUACCUUACCUUAAGCGAAAUGCAAUCAAUAAUCCGUGCACUAAAGCGCAUACGCUUUCUUCGCGCCAAACCUCACCAGCUCUCGCGUUCACUAUCUACUACAACUUCCAUUCCCCAAUACGAACCUGUGGACGAGGAGUUCAGUCCUGGCUACGAUCCCAAACACUACUAUCCUGCAAAGCCCGGGGAGGUUCUCGCCGAUCACUAUCGAUUGCUGGUCAAGAUUGGAUGGGGAAGCGGUUCAACAGUGUGGCUCGCCCGAGAUGUCGCAAGAUAUCGAUGGCAGGCUGAACGCAUUGUAGCCCUCAAAAUCCUCAACAACAACAAUCCCAAGGGUGCCGACCAUGAGCGUCGUAUUGAAGAACACAUCGCUAAGCAAACUCCUUCACACCGCGGUCGUCCGGUUAUCCGCAGUUACCUUGAAAACUUUGAAUUGGCAGGACCCAUCGGCAAACAUAUCUGUCUAGCCUACGAGCCAUCGCGGGAGCCUCUCUGGUUAUACCAAAGACGGUUCGAAAGCGACAGGUUCACCCUGCCGAUGGUUAAAGCCUAUAUUCUUAUCAUUCUGGCUGGUCUCGAUUACUUACAUUCUGUGUGCAAGGUAGUCCAUACUGACCUGAAACUCGACAAUAUCCUCAUAACCUUCGAAAAUGAGAACAUCCUCCCGAGAUUUGUCAAAGAACAAGAAGAGGCUCAGUCGAUGCAAUGCAAGACGGAUUCGGAAACCGGUCGCGUCAUUUACCGCUGUCACAACAACUUCGGACCUCUUGACCCGAGUGGACUAGGCAACAUCUACCCUCAAAUAACCGAUUUUGGCGCCGCGACUCUACUCGGCACUGGUGGAGAUGAUGGCGCCGUUCAACUGGGUACUCGUCCUAUACAACCUGACUAUUAUCGCGCACCUGAGGUCAUUCUGGGAUGUGGGUGGAGCUAUAGUGCUGAUAUAUGGAAUCUGGGUGUUAUGAUAUGGAAUAUACUCGAAGGCACAGAGUUGUUCACCCAGGUACAGGAUGCGGAGGGAACUUACCUCCCAGAAGCACAUCUAGCACAGAUGAUAGCCCUGCUUGGGCCCCCGCCUAAGAAAUUGCUUGUGAUGUCAGAGUCCAUGGCACAGGUUGAGUGGUCACCAGCUAUCACUGAUGAAAGGGGUAAGAUAUUCAAGAACAAUAGGGAAUACUUUGGUGGGCCUUUCUUUGAUGAAGAAGGCAACUUCUUCUACAACGAUUUGAUACCCGCGCGAAAACUUGAAGAUGCAGUCCCAUCUCUAGAAGCGAGCGACAAGGAAGCUUUCCUAUCUUUCAUCAAACAGAUGCUCACUUGGUUGCCUGAGGAACGAAAGACGGCUCGGCAGUUGAUGGAGCACCCUUUCCUCAAUGAUUGA